Penicillium oxalicum is the source of this 1002-nucleotide messenger RNA. Its product is annotated as thioredoxin-like protein 1. The transcript has 3 exons. The record is from RefSeq and is a predicted model, not a curated record. Lineage: Eukaryota; Fungi; Ascomycota; Eurotiomycetes; Eurotiales; Aspergillaceae. The coding region runs from base 1 to 1002 and encodes 333 amino acids.
AUGGCGGUUGUGAAUAUCUCCUCAGCCGCUCAGUUCAACUCACUCUUGGGUUCCUCGCGGUUUGUGGUCGCAGACUUCUACGCCGACUGGUGUGGUCCGUGCAAGGCGAUCGCUCCCGUUUACGAGAAGCUGGCCUCGCAGCUGUCCCGCCCGAAUCACAUCACAUUCACCAAAAUCAAUGGUGAUCAACAGACGGAUCUUGCCCAGGCAUAUAGUGUUCGAGCAUACCCGACCUUCAUCGUCUUCGAAAGUGGCCGCAGCAUCAAAACCGUUGCCGGUGCCGACCCUCAGAAGCUGACCGAGGUAGUCCGCAAGCUCGCAUCAGAAGCAAGCAAGUCUGACGGGGAUUCUGGCGAGGGAAGCGGUGCAACAUGGCUGGGUGCCGAGGUGGCAGCGCGGUACGCGGACGUGACCGAUGAAGUGAACGUCAAGGGAGUGGACAUUCUCAAUCGGGACACCCAACUCGGUGGACCGCGAGCUCUGUUCGAAAGCUUCAAGCCCUCUGCUCUCACAGGCAAGGGCAAGGACAAGUCCGAGGGUGGCAGCAGCGGCGCAGAUUGGAUCGAGAGCGAUACCGAUGAGCAGCUCAUGGUCUACAUUCCUUUCCAGUCGAAACUCAAGAUCCACUCGUUGCACAUCACAUCGUUGCCUCCCGCCGCGGGCGAAGACGAUGAGGAUGAGGACGAGCUGCCCAUGCGACCGCGCACUCUGAAGCUCUAUACCAACACGUCGCACGUGCUUGGAUUCGAACAAGCGGAGGACACUGCCCCCGAGCAAACCGUGGAGAUUAAGCCGGAACAAUGGGACGCCAAGACAGGGACUGCGACAGUCGAUCUACGCUUCGUCAAGUUCCAAAACGUUACCUCGCUCGUCCUGUUCUUUGUUGAUGGUGAUGGUGACAGCGAGAAGCUUCGCGUGGAUCGCAUUCGGGUCAUCGGCGAGGCCAGAGAGAAGACAUCGAUGGGCAAGCUCGAGAAGAUUGGCGACGAGCCCGGCGAGUAA